AAAUUAAGAGGCAACCAUGGAAGAAGAAGGACCAGCAGAGGCAACCAUUGAUUUCGUGCCAGCCUUGUGUUUUGUACCACGCGGCAUUGCCAAAGAGCGUCCGGAUAAAAUUGUAUUGACCCAAGAGGAGUUGGCCCGGGUGAUUAAAGAAACCAAAGAUCGUUUGGACAGUGAUGGUGAACAUGAAGAUGAUGAUGAUGACGACGGCGAUGAGAAUGAAACUGGUAUGGAGGUAGAUAAUGAAAACGAAGACGGAGAUGACGAUGAGAAUAUUGAUGAAGAUGAUGAACGGGCUGAGACACGCAGCAUUAACGAUGAAUUUGGCUUUGAACAAUACGAUGCCGAGGGUAAUGUCCGAGUGGCUGAUAUUGGAAAUAUUGUCGAUCCUGACCAUCAAUUACCCGAUGAAGAUGAUGAUUCCGAGGCAGAAGAUGAAAUUAUUAAACCCACAGAUAAUCUUUUGCUUGUGGGCCAUGUUCAAGAUGAUGCCGCCAAUAUGGAAGUGUGGGUUUUCAACGAGGAGGAAGAAAGUCUCUAUACCCACCACGAUUUCUUGUUACCCAGUUUCCCGUUGUGCAUUGAAUGGAUGAAUCAUGAUCCGGGUAGUGAUAAACCGGGCAACAUGUGUGCCAUUGGUUGUAUGGAUCCGGUGAUUACUGUCUGGGAUUUGGAUAUACAAGAUUCCAUAGAGCCCACCUUCAAAUUGGGUUCCAAGGGUAGCCGUAAAAAGAACAAGGAAGCAUUUGGCCACAAGGAUGCCGUAUUGGAUUUGUCCUGGAAUCGUCAUUAUGAACAUAUUUUGGCUUCCGGAUCGGUGGAUCAAACUUUGAUUCUGUGGGAUAUGGAUGAGGGUCAGCCCCAUACCACCAUUACAGCCUUUGAGGAAAAAGUCCAUUCCAUUGAAUUCCAUCCCAGUGAGGCUCAAUGCAUAUUAACGGGUAGUGCUGAUGGUGUGGUACGACUCUUCGAUUGUCGUGAUCCAGAAUUUGUUAAUGCCUCAUUUGUUAAAUGGUCGACACCGGGCGAGGUAGAAAAGGUGCUAUGGAAUUGUACAGAUCCUAACUACUUCAUUGUUGGCUCCAAUGAUGGUUCGCUGCAUUAUGCCGAUAAGAGACAGGCUAAAAAGUUGCUGUGGUCUUACAAGGCCCAUGAUGAAGAAAUUUCCGGCAUUUGCUUUAAUUCGGAAGUUAAGAAUCUUUUGACCACCACCUCAACAGAGGGUUAUUUGAAAAUCUGGAAUUUCAAUGGCACCGAAAUUAAACCCGUCUACUCACAUGACUUCCAAAUGGGCCGUUUGCAGUGUAUGAAACAGUGUCCCGAGGAUCCCUUCACAUUGGCUUUUGGCGGCGAGAAGCCACCUCGUUGUCGGGUAUUUAAUAUUAAAAAUUUCGAGGCAGUGCGACAAGUCUUCGGGGUUGGUGGUGAGGCUCAAGAAUAG
Musca vetustissima is the source of this 1438-nucleotide messenger RNA. Its product is annotated as periodic tryptophan protein 1 homolog. Bases 17 to 1438 code for a protein of 473 amino acids. Gene Ontology annotation, molecular function: protein binding. Gene Ontology annotation, biological process: rRNA processing. Gene Ontology annotation, cellular component: nucleus. NCBI's taxonomy places the organism in Eukaryota, Metazoa, Arthropoda, Insecta, Diptera, Muscidae. The record is from RefSeq and is a predicted model, not a curated record. The transcript has a single exon.